UGAGUGACUUAUUAAAAAUUCUCUAUUCACAUUUACAUCUAUUCAUUGCUCUCUGAAAAGUGGGGUCUUCAAUUACUUUUUGAAAAUCACCUCUUUUCAAAUAGCUAAACAAUCCAUUUGUUGUUCUCAUGGAUUAGUGGCAUAUGUUUGUUAUUGGUUUCCAAGUGAGACAUUCAGUUAGCCACUUGAGUUAACAAACCCAAAAAUAAAUAGGGGGUGUUUUAUUGUUCAAUUAUUUGUUUAAGUCACCGUACAAUAGCUGUGCUCUUAACACUGGCUAAUCUGGGUUUAAAAUGUAAAAGAUUGUAAUGUGAGCCAUGGCAGUUGAAACUCACAGGAUAAGCUCAGUUCACCCUGGUGACAGAGAUGCAACGUUUAAGGACAAAUGUAAAAGAUAAAUGCCACUUUUGUACGGCCUUCUAUAUAUGCUUUUAAUCGUUAACGUUUAAAGAAUAUUGUACAAUUAUAUUAUAUGCGCUUAUGACAUGGUUGUCAUAAGUGCUAUAAUGCCACCAUAAUAAAUGCAAUUUAGAGUUUUAAUAUUAUUAUAGAAUAUCUGUGUUUUGCUAAUGUCAAAACAUUUCCCGUAAAUAUGAACGCAUCAUUAUUGGCCCCUCCCCCCGGUGUGCUGGGACGCGCAUGCGCGGAGCAUGCCUGUGUGCUGCCUCUGGAAACUUUCUAUCAGUCGCUUCUUUGGGCCAGGUUCAUAUUCAUCGAUGUAAUGCGAUGUCCGCCGAACCCUGACCCAGAGGAGGAUUAAACCAGUGUAAAUACCGGGACGAAGGAGCAAGGUGGACAUGGCCGUUACACUCAUCCGGUACCGUAGAACUGCGGUGCCGUGUGGCCAGUUCUUGGGUCAGUUCGAACCGACAAAGCUGGACAGAGUUAGUGGUGUCGGACACCGUGUACUGGCCUAGCUAACAUCUGCAGCCCCAGCAAACCCAGCACCGGAAAGACAGUAAAUCUGUCUGAAACACGAUGCUUUAAAUUCAGCACAUUUCUCCGUAUCUGGUUUGUUGUUUUUUUUUUCUGCCAGCAACAGCACCACCAUGUCUGACCACAACUACUACUGGACCGUGUUACCCAGUUACAAGUCUAGUUUUGUGACUGGGGGGGCGAUGAAGAGAACCAAAGGUGCCCGUAACAACAAGAGAAGGAGUUUGGCGGUCGGAACCCCGUCGCCCACACUCUCACGACCGCUCUCUCCUCUCCCACUCUCCACAGCUGGCAGCAGCCCUUCAGAAAGCCCCAGAAAUGUUUCGGCCAGCACCUCUGCCAACUUUCAGUUUGCUCGCAGCCAACUGGCCCGUAGUGAGAGACCUGACGGCCGUAGAUGGUCUGUGGCCUCAGUUCCCUCCUCUGGAUACUGCACCAAUGCACCAAGUUCAUCAGUAUCUUCUUCUUCUUCCCAGGAAUUAUUGCACCAGUUGCCCUUUCAGCCCACACAAGAUGAUCUCCACUUCCUGUUCAAACAUUUCCGGAGUACGGAGAGUGUGGCAGAUGAAGAAGGAGCUCACGCCUCGCCCCCUGUCAGAGUCCGCUCACGCAGUCUCAGCCCUGGGCGGACCUGUGGAACAUUUGACAAUGAGAUUGUCAUGAUGAAUCACGUGUACAAAGAACGCUUUCCCAAGGCGACAGCACAGAUGGAGGGUCGGCUUCUUGACAUCAUUGCAGAGUGUUCCCCAGGCAGUGCUCUGCCCCUAGCUGAUGGAGUGCUGGGCUUCAUCCAGCACCAGCUGCUGGAGCUUGCCAGAGACUGUCUGGACAAGUCUCAGAAAGGCCUGGUCACCUCCAGGUACUUUGUGGAGCUGCAGGAGAAGCUGGAGAAACUGCUGCAUGAGGCAUAUGAGCGAUCAGAGAGCGAGGAGGUGACCAUUAUCACCAAACUAGUCAAGAAGAUACUCAUCAUCAUCUCCAGGCCUGCCAGGCUCCUGGAGUGUCUGGAAUUUGAUCCAGAGGAGUUUUACCAACGUCUAGAAGUCGCAGAAGGUCAGGCCAAAGUAGGCCAGGGCAUCAAGACUGAUAUUCCCAGAUAUAUCAUCAGUCAGCUGGGCCUCACCCGGGAUCCUUUGGAAGAUAUGGUCCAUCUGGAGCAGACAAGCCCGAGUCAUAGAUCGACCAAAGAGUCUGAUGACACCAGUGAGACGACACCGACACAGAAUCGAGUGGCCUGCACACCUCCUCGCAGAAAACCACUGGAGAGUGACUUCGAGACCAUCAAGCUAAUUAGCAACGGGGCCUACGGCGCUGUGUUCCUCGUUCGCCACAAGGAAACCCGUCAACGUUUUGCCAUGAAGAAGAUAAACCGUCAGAACCUGAUGCUCAGAAACCAGAUCCAGCAGGUGUUUGUGGAGCGAGACAUCCUGACCUUUGCUGAAAACCCGUUUGUGGUUUCAAUGUUCUGCUCUUUUGAGACACGGAGGCAUCUGUGCAUGGUCAUGGAGUACGUGGAAGGUGGGGAUUGUGCCAACCUGUUGAAAAACAUCGGUCCUCUUCCCGUGGACAUGGCUCGCAUGUAUUUUGCGGAGACUGUCCUGGCGUUAGAGUACCUUCACAACUAUGGCAUCGUACACAGAGACCUCAAACCUGACAAUUUGUUAAUCACCUCUAUGGGCCACAUCAAGCUGACAGAUUUUGGACUGUCAAAGAUUGGUCUGAUGAACAUGACCACUAACUUGUAUGAAGGACACAUUGAGAAAGACACCAGGGAGUUUAUUGACAAACAGGUCUGUGGAACCCCUGAGUACAUCGCUCCAGAAGUGAUCCUGAGACAGGGCUACGGAAAACCUGUGGACUGGUGGGCCAUGGGAAUUAUUCUCUACGAGUUCUUAGUGGGCUGUGUGCCGUUCUUUGGAGACACACCUGAGCAGCUUUUUGGGCAGGUGGUCAACGAUGAUAUCAUCUGGCCAGAUGGUGAAGAUGCUCUGCCAGCUGAUGCCCAGGACUUCAUCACCAGACUGUUGAGACAAAAUCCAGUAGAGCGACUGGGAACAGGUGGAACCACUGAGGUAAAGAUGCACAUGUUCUUUUUGGGUUUGGACUGGAAUGGACUCCUGAGGCAGAAAGCUGAAUUCAUCCCUCAGCUGGAGACUGACGAUGACACCAGCUACUUUGACACUCGAUCAGAACGCUACUGUCAUACGGGCUCAGAUGAUGACGAUGAAACCAACGAUGACGAGUCGUCUCUGGAGCUCCGACAGUUCUCUUCUGUUGCUCAUCGCUUCAGCAAGGUGUACAGCAGCACAGAGCACCUGUCCACCUCCACGCCAUCCAAUCAGAGCCUGUCAUCAUCAGAGCGCAGCCACAGCGAAGAGAAGGAGGAGCGCUGGGAAGGCAGGGGAAUCCUUUCUCCUGGCGAUGGACACAAACACUCAGCUGGAGACAGGAGGGCAGAUGGACACAGGGGGAGCCUUCGUCCUCGUGCUUCUUCUGGUUCCUCGCAGUCCGAUCGCAGUGCCAGCCCACUGGUCAUGAACAGCACCCAGAGCCUCGACAUCAUGCCUCGUUUUACCAUUGCUCCAGAAGAAGAGGAUGGCAUGGUUUCCAACCUGCGACGCAUUCGUCUCCGGAGCAACAGCACAGGAACCAGACCAUCGUUCAGGAGGGGCGCAUCUCGACGAAUUGCACACCAGCUGGAGACUCCAGAGAAACCCAAAUCCCCCGCUGGCAAAGUGCCCAAGUCAGCCUCUGUCUCUGGGCUCUCUCUUAUCAUCACUCCAGAUGACUCAGCAGCUCCUCCCACGAGCCCCAAGUCUUCUCUGUCGCUGUCAUCCAACCCCUCGUCCAGGGACUCUUCGCCCAGCAGGGACCUGAGUGUCAGUGUCACCUGCCUCAGGCCUCCUGUUGUCAUCCACAGCUCUGGGAAAAGGUUUGGCUUCGCCCUGCGAGCUAUUAGGGUUUACAUGGGAGACACUGAUGUCUACACCGUUCACCACAUGGUCUGGUGUGUUGAAGAAGGCAGUCCAGCACAUGAGGCAGGAUUAAGAGCUGGUGACCUCAUCACUCAUGUGAAUGGGGAGUCAGUCCAGGGUCUUGUCCACACUGAGGUCGUGGAGCUCCUGCUCAAGAGUGGCAACAGGGUCACUUUACAGACAACUGCACUGGAAAACACUUCAAUCAAAGUGGGCCCUGCCAGAAGGUCCAGCUACAAGGCCAAGAUGGCCCGGCGCAGCAAGAAGAGUAGGAAGAAAGACGGACAGGACAGCCGUCGACGUAGUAUCUUGAAGAAGCUAUCAAAGCACACUCCGCCACCACCCAUGCAGAGCAGUCGGAGCUUCUCUUCGGGAUUCCACCAGUCUUCUAGUGACAGCCUCUCUGGUUCCCCAACACAGUCUCUUUCUCCUGGUCCAUCAACACCAUGUCGCUCUCCCGCCCCUGACCUAUCUGGAGAUUCUAGCUCUUCUCCCUGCUCCAGUUCCCCAAACUCACCUGUCCCACAGGCCCGACCCAGUUCCCUACAUGUUUUGGGACGAUACUCCAAAGCUGGCCGCUGCAAGUCCACCAGCAGCAUCCCUCCUUCACCACUGGCCUGCAUCCCUCCUCCUCAGCCUCUCUCUCCCCAGUGCCCUCAAUCCAGCCUCCCCAGUCACCACAAGUCACUGCAGGGGUUCCACGGUAAAACAUUGUCCCCUCCAACGAUUGCCCGCCAUUCUGUGCGUCCACGUAGUGCAGAGCCUCCACGUUCGCCACUCCUAAAAAGGGUACAGUCAGCAGAGAAGCUGACGGGAGACAAGACGACUGGAGGGUACCAUGCAGAGAGGAAAGCCUACAGCACCCGCCGCCACACCAUGGAGGUGCCUCUGUCUGAGAGUGAGGGGCUAGAGGACGUGGAGGGGGACAUGGCCACCACCACAGGGUUUGUUUGUGUGGGUGAGCACGGUCGUCAGGGUCUUUGCAUUGGAGGACAUAGAAGUCACCAAGACACAGCCAGUGGAGGCAGUGACCACCACAGAUCUUCUGCAUCACCUCAGCAUCGUGGUGGCAACCAUCACUCCAGUGAGGUGGUGGUGAUGAGGAAGCUAGCUCUUUCAGAGCGCAGGGACUCUUUCAAGAAACAGGAGGCGGUGCAGGAGGUGAAUUUCGAUGACCUGGAGGAGACGGAUGCAACACCAAGCCCAGUUACACAGCCCAAGACUUUUAAGGCUUCCUGGAUCCAGCCAGUCCGGGUAGACUCCAGUGCCAAGGUGGAGGGAAGAGGAUCACAGGGUACAACACAGCAAAAAGCCAAUCCAAAAGACAAAGUGGGCGAGAAAUCAACGAAGUGAGGAAGAGAAUUCGACCAGCUACUGUUUCCACAACUCAGUGUCCAGAAAACUGUGAUUUAACCCUGAAACAUCAACGUCAAACAUCAGUUUCCGCACAUGAAUGCAUCCUGCAACACUGUUAAAAGAGUAAAGACUGCCAAACUGGUUACUUCCUCAUCCUUUGUUUUUUCUUUCCGUUCUCAAAUCACUGUGGCACCAGUAACCGAUGAACUCUGUAAAUACUUUUUAAUUUGAAAACUUAUUUAUAACUUUUUACAUGCAUACGUCGUUUUAAGUCUGCUCUAGGAUGCUUCAGCUGAUCUAAAUUAAGGAAUUGCACAAAAGAAAACGACAGACACACUUUGUGAUUUUUUUUUUUUAUCACAUAUUUACCUUCCUGAAAACACCCGUAUUCUGUUCAUAUAGAGUCUUGCGGCUUCUACUGUAGUGUAUUAUUAGUUUGUGGCCAUAAGCAGUUACACAAAAACACAACACUAUACAAUACAAGCAUAAUAUCUAGCAGUGGAUACCAAAGCAGAUAAUAAAACACAUUAAAAAUAGGUACUGCAGUUGUACAUAUAGAGCCUUCAUUAUUGUGACUGAACUGCUUCAGGCUGUCAAACCUAGAUAAAGAUGCAAUACUACGUAGUGUCUUAAAACAUGAACUGACCAACACGCGGCUGUGUGGAAAAUGAAUAGCUUUGUGUCAGUCGUCGGAAACCCAUACUGUUACUUCUAGGGCUGGAUAACACACUUAAUAACAUUUGAAGACAGGUUUUGCUUAUCCCUUUCUCUGUGGGAUUCAAAUACUGUACAGUGGAUGUAACAAACAAAAAAGUGUCUCCCUCGGCUGUUAUUGAUUUGUGUAAUAUAUAUGAAUGUUUACAAUUUAUUGACAAUACAUGUGUGGUUAUGAAUGUUUCUUCAUGUUAAAUUAUUGUGUAAAAAAAAACAAGCCAAUGUCAUCAAAUGGCAGAAUUAAUCCAGAAACCUUGGGAUAGUUAGAUGUCUUACUUAGUCCAAGUGAUUUCCUUUUUUUUAAAAUGUUUUUUUAUAUUGAAACAGUCUUGUUGCAGUACUAUUAGCCUUUACUGUUGAUGUAUAUUGUAUAAACAACAGGGGACCUUAUAGCAGGUGGAGUUGGUGGUUUAUGAAAGUGACCUUUUGAGGGUAGAUGGAAGUGUGCAAUGUCAUACAAGUGGUUUGGUGUUAAUCCCUGAGUGUGAUCAAGCCAAUUGUUCACGAUACACUUCUUUUUUUCCCUGAGAAAGAACUAUAUAUUAAAUAUACCUUAAAUAGGAAUUAAAAUCUUCAAGUUGGUGCCUAAAACUUGAAAACCAUUACAACACUCUGAUGUUAUACGAAAUGGCUUGACAUUGCACCCCAAGGACAAACUUGGAAAAUCUAGCUGUUGCUUUUAGCAAGUGACAAAACAAAAUUUACUGUUUUUGACCAAGAAGAGAGAGAAAAUGUACUGGUCCUAAAUGUUGGUUAUGGAUCACGGUAGUAGACUGUGGCAUUGAUCACUGGAUUUGUGACGCUGCAUACCAUUGAUUUUUAUGUACCGGAAUCAUUCACCUUGUUUUUCAUUACCACACUAAUAUCAGCUGCCUUUCAUAGCAGUUUGUCACACAUCAAACUGGAGCAUCACAGGGACUCUUUUUUUUUCCUCGCCUGUGCCUGUGAUGAAAUCCACAUCUUCACUCUACACAUAUAUUUGCCACAUUUGUUUGAGCAGAGUUGUGUGUUAUGAAAUUGUGUCCCUUCUACUCCCCGACCCGUUCACUCCAACCAUGUGCGUAUCUGGUGCAGAUCAUUGUGACGUUGUCUGUUUUUCUAUUGUCUUAACAGUGCUUUGAAUUAAUGAAAUGCAUAGGACUGAAAAGUCCAGAACAA
Molecule: messenger RNA, 7139 nt
Organism: Cynoglossus semilaevis (tongue sole)
Lineage: Eukaryota; Metazoa; Chordata; Actinopteri; Pleuronectiformes; Cynoglossidae
Gene: mast3a
Product: microtubule associated serine/threonine kinase 3a
Exons: 26
Coding region: 1050-5264 (1404 amino acids)
Biological process (GO): intracellular signal transduction; peptidyl-serine phosphorylation
Molecular function (GO): protein serine/threonine kinase activity; magnesium ion binding; protein binding
Source: RefSeq, a predicted model, not a curated record